AUGUGUGAUGUGCUAUCAGAUGUUGAUCAUUGCAAAUCUGGUUCCGGCUUAGGUCAAACUUUUGAGAUACGAAUCGGAGAUGGGGGAUCCUCGCAGGAUUGACUUCGAGGACGAGAAGCCGCUCAAUCUGCCGGUUUACCUCCGCAUAAAGCCCCUCAAAGACGCCACUGAGAGUUCACUCAAAGUUAUCGACGACAUCACGGUGGAAACGAAUCAUGAUGGACGAGCCAACAAGAAAGCCACAUUCACCCGCGUAUUCCAAGGUCACGACGACCAACAAGAAAUAUUCAACUGCACCACUGCAUCGCUCCUUCAACGAUUCCUCGACGGGGCGAAUGUCAUGACAUUCGCCUACGGAGUGACGUCUUCCGGUAAAACCUACACGAUAAUGGGCACGCACUCUAAGCCAGGGCUUGUCCCGAGGACUCUGGAAAGAAUUUUCGGACACUACCACACCAAGAUAGCGAGCUCGAUGCUCGCCUACAAACCCGUUCUUUUCGACGGCGUGCAACAGCUCAAAGCAAGCGAGAUAUCUGAUCUGAGGAGGAUGAAAUCUUCCCUCCUGGCCAAAAUGAAAUCAACCAAACCAGGUUUCGGUCAUUAUGCUUUCCAAGACAGAACGAAGGACCAGGCCUCAGGAUGCGAUCUGCACACCACGACCGUAUCUCCCGCGGACUUCUGCACGGUGUGGAUUUCAGUGUACGAGAUAUACAACGAGAUAAUAACGGAUCUUCUCGUGAGCGACUGCAAUAGGGCGAAGCGUAAGCCUCUCACGAUCGGACAGGAUGCCAAGGGCAGCACUUUCGUCAAGGAUUUGACCCAGCUCCCGGUCAGCUCUGCGGCUGAAGCCUAUACUCUACUCCGAGUGGCGAAGCAGAAUCUCGCAAAAGCCUCAACAAAACUGAACGACAACUCGUCGAGAUCGCACAUGGUUUUCAACAUCAAGAUGGUACACUGGGGUGGUUCCUGUGCGGAUCCAGUGGUCAAUCAUUUCGUUAUUAGCGAUUUGGCGGGAAGCGAGCGUCAGGCGAAAACCGGUAGUUCGGGCAUUAUUCUGAAACAAGCUGGCGCCAUCAAUAACUCACUAUUGGUUCUGGGUCGUUGUCUCGAGGCGCUCAGGAAGAAAGACCGGGGGAUUGCGGCACCGUUCCGGGAUUCGAAACUCACGAGGAUACUGAAUCCAUUUUUCUCCCUCGGGGGCUACGUGAGCCUGAUCAUCUGCAUCAAUCCUCACGUGAGUCUAAGAGACGAAACUUUGGAUACGAUCCGCUUCUCUGCGAUCGCGUCGGAGAUCGUCCAGGAAACGGUCAAGCCCCUUGAGCGCUUGCGUAAGCUGAGGAGACUGACGCAGACGUGCGCGGCGGAGCCGGACGCGGUCCCUAUGGCUGAUGUUGAGGAUUCGGAGUGUGUGGAAAACUGGAGAGACGCGGUCGGAUCUUCGACAGUUCACAAUGGCGUUCGAUAUCUCGAAAUCAGAGCCAGUUACUUUAAUGAUAUGGCGAAGGAUAUUCUCUACGCGGAGAAGCAGUUGAUCGCGUUCGAAGAGGAAGUCGAGUCGCUGAAAAACCGUCUGAAAGCAGCGGAAGCAUCGAAGGAGAACAUUCAAUCGAUGUAUCAAGAUCGCAUGAAAGAGCAACGUGACAGAUUCCUGCUGCUAAAAGCAGAGAUGAAGGAGUUUUAUGAGAACGAGAAAUCGUUGAUUGUGAAUUCACUGAAGGAGGAAAUCGAAACCUACGAACAGAAGUAUCUCAAGUACAGGAACGGCUACGCGAAAGUCAGCUCCUACUUGGAGGAGAAAAUAUGGCCCGAGAUCAGUCUUUUCCGAGAGCGUUUCGGUUAUCUGCCGGAGUUCCCUCCUGUAGGGGGCGACACCGAGGAUGAAGAAACAAAACCGGAGAAUACCAUCGGAUAUUGGCGCGAGAAACUUGCAGAAGCGGAGCGCGACAUUCAGAGUCUGCAGGAAGAAAAUCUCGAGAAGACCAAUCAAUUAGCCGAAAUGCUCCGAACGUGUGAAAAUCUGCGAAAUACGAACACCGACUUACAGCUUGUCGUCAACGAGGCGAUGAACCUCGCCGCUACUGAAGCAGCCGGACGUCUUCAACUGGAAACGAGAGAGCAAUCGAUUGCGAACGGGGAUGCUGAAGCUCUCGGGUGUCAAGUGACCGAACUCCAAGAGGAGCUGCGCAUCGCGGACGAGAGGAGGGAAAAUCUUGCGGCGGGAUAUGAAAUCAAAAUCAAUGGACUCGAAGAAGAGUUAGCCAAGCUGAGAGGUCAAAAACGCGAUUCGGACACUGAGCGUUCGGAUGGCUAUACGCUCGACAGCGGAGACCAUGGUUCUCUUCGCGAGAUCCAGACGUCCGAUAUGAACCGGCAAAUCCACCGUCUUCUAUUGGAUAUGAGUGGGUACUUGAAGAGCUUCGCCGCGAUGCUGUCGGCGGGUGGGUGUGUUGAGAGCGGACUUGUCGACAAAACGACAUGCGCGAUAGACGAAAUCACAGAGGUUCUGAACGGCCUGCUCGAGUCUCCGGUGUCUUCGAGGCGCGAUUCUUGCCUCACGCAACUCUCCGAGAUUUCGGCAAAACUCUCCUCAUUGAUGACAUCCAGCGCUCGCGCCUCGCAAACCGACUUGCGGCUCACUAGAAGAGGCCGCACCACCGAGGAAUACAUAGCCGGAACAUCAGAGGAAAUCACUCAUUUGAAGGAAGACAACCUCCGACUCCGAGAGAGACUGCAAGAAUUCCAAGAUUCCAUCGCGGAGAAGGAAUCUGUUAUCGUUGCUCAAGCAUCUGAGCUGGAAGAACUCAGACAGAAGAGCGUCAUCAGCGAAGUAUUUGAAACGAAAGCCGAAGCUCUGGAAAUCGAAAAUCGAGAACUCCGCAAGCAGGUUGCGACCCUGAGGAUCGCUGACAGGAACUUCCGUUUGGAGAGGGACAACGCUCAAAUUUUGUCUGAGAACCAAAGGUUCGCACAACUCGAGAAAUCGCUCGAAGCCUCAUCGCAGACCUCCCGCGGCGGCCCCUUCGGUCCGAGCUCCGACCGCGACGGAUCACUGAAGAGUUUAGGAGAUUCUAAACCGCGGAGGCGAUUGAGACAGGAGAAUGAUGAGAAUUCCCUCUUGGAUAGAACUCUCACAGAAUCGAUACAAGACUUCACGCCAGUUCGUGAUUUUAGAUCAAAUCAUCGAAGACCUUGA
This is a messenger RNA of Galendromus occidentalis (western predatory mite), 3193 nucleotides long. Its product is annotated as kinesin-like protein KIF20A. The record is from RefSeq and is a predicted model, not a curated record. Gene Ontology annotation, molecular function: plus-end-directed microtubule motor activity; ATP binding; microtubule binding. Gene Ontology annotation, biological process: spindle elongation; microtubule-based movement; mitotic spindle assembly. Gene Ontology annotation, cellular component: spindle microtubule; mitotic spindle; nucleus. The coding region runs from base 80 to 3193 and encodes 1037 amino acids. The transcript is spliced from 7 exons. NCBI's taxonomy places the organism in Eukaryota, Metazoa, Arthropoda, Arachnida, Mesostigmata, Phytoseiidae.